GGAAAGCAGCCUUACUGCAAGCCCAUCUACGACGAAGAGGACUCUCGUGUCUGCGACCUCCGCGGCAUGUGCCUGGUGACCGGCUUCACGGGUCGCGUGCCCAGGUCCAAGAAAUCCGCCACAGAAGGAGACUUGGAGGCGCCACCGGUGCUCUUGCUGGCAGAUUCGGAUGGUUCCAUCACCUUGAAGUUCUGCGACAUGCCAGAGUGGGCAGCACUGCGAGCCCCUGCGAAGCCACCGUCGGCGAGAUCGAAAGGCGGCGCGCCCACAUCCAAAGCGGCAGCUGCGAGUUCUCCCUUCACCGCCAAGGCCGGUGCACCAUCGCCCUUCCAGGCGGCGGGCACCGCAAGUUCUCCCUUUGCAGGCGGAUUGGCAUCCUCAGCUGCAAGCGGUCUCUUCGGCGGUACGCCGGCAGGGCCUUCGCCCAGUGCUUUGUUUGGCGGCUCGUCUGCUGCUUCCCCGUUUCAGGCGGCGACCACUGCGUCUGCGAGCUCCAGCAGCGGAGGUCAGACCUCUACGCCUUUCGGUGCUGGGUCUGCAGCCUCCCCAUUUGCAGCUCUUGGGAGCUCCACGGGAUCCUCUCCAUUCCAGGCCGCAGCCGCAAGCGCACCCGCCGGUGGAAGCACAGGUCAGGCUUCGUCUGGUUCGCUUUUCGGCGGUGCGCCCGCAGCAUCACCCUUUGGAGCUCCGAGCACCGCACCGGGCGCCUCCCCGUUCCAGGCAGCGAGCAGAAGUGCGUCCUCCAGCAGCACAGGUCUCGCUUCUUCUGGGAUGCCUUUCGGCGGUGC
This is a messenger RNA of Symbiodinium sp. CCMP2456, 788 nucleotides long. NCBI's taxonomy places the organism in Eukaryota, Dinophyceae, Suessiales, Symbiodiniaceae. The record is from the annotation of a GenBank genome assembly.